AUGACCAACACCGAAGCAUUCGAUCGCCACAAUGAGCCCAUCGCUAUUAUCGGAAUGGCCUGCAACCUGGCCGGCGGGAUUGACUCUCCACGCAGGUUCUGGGAUACAUUGAUUAAUGGGGAGAUCAAGCUCUCCGAGAAGAUUCCCAAGUCCCGUUUCAAUAUUGACGCCUAUUUCCGCGAGGACUCUUUUGGUAGAGCGGGAGCCAUUGCCUCCAAGGGUGGUUUCUUCCUCGAGACUGAAACGAACGCCUUCGAUGCUGAGUUCUUCGGGAUUAGUGCUGAUGAAGCCAGCCAUAUGGAUCCCCAGCAAUUCCGCAUCCUCGAGAGUGUUUAUGAAUGUCUCGAAUCUGCGGGCAAGACAAUGCAGGAUGUCAAAGGGACCAAUACGGCCGUCUAUCUAGGCAACUUCAGCCUGGACAAGGUCAUUGCUUCAGCUCGCCACUCGUACGAUGAUCGCCAUCUUCACGAGGUCGCCGGCGUCGACCCAGGCUUAUUGAGCGCUCGCGUUUCAUACUUCUACGAUCUGAAUGGUCCAGUCUACACUACAAACGCAGGUUGCACGAGCAGUCUCCUCGCUCUCCACACCGCUUCCAUGGCUCUCCGCCAAGGAGAAGCGCCGGCCGCGAUUGUUGGCGGUGUCAACCUCGUAUUGGGACCUGAGGCCUAUUCCAGCUAUUCCAAGUUCAACAUCAUGUCGGAAGACUCUAUGUGCCACCCAUUCGAUGCCCGUUGCAACGGUUACGCCCGUGCCGAAGGCGUGGGUGCGUUGUACGUCAAGCUACUGUCGGAUGCAAUCCGGGACAACGAUCCCAUUCGUGGUGUUGUCCGGUCGCUCGCCACUACGGCAAAUGGUAUGAUUCCAGAUACGCCUCUUUUCAUCCCCAACGAGACCGGUAUGGUGAAAUGCCUGAAUUUGGCAUACUCCCAGUCAGGCUUGGAUCCCGCCGAAACUGCAUAUGUGGAAACUCAUGGUGUUGGAAUGAUUCCCGGAGAGAUUGCUGAAGCGCACGCCAUCGGCAAAGUCAUGAAUACGCCCAAUCGACGGUCACGACCUCUUCCCAUUGGCGCUCUGAAGACAAAUUUUGGCCACCAAGAGGCCGCCAGCGGGAUCUUCGUCCUUAUGAAAGCAGCAAUGAUGACAGAGGCUGGCAUCAUCCCGGGUCAUGUGAACUUCAAGUCAGCACACCCUGCCAUCGAUCUCGAGAAGCUCAACAUCAAGCCUCAAGAGCAGACCGUCGAUUGGCCAGCUGAUUACCCUACCCGCCGUGUGGGAAUAUGUUCUUACGGAUGGACAGGGACCAAUGUACACAGCCUCAUCGAAGCUGUGCAGACGCUGCAUCCCAACUAUCGUCUGGGACAGAGACGCAAAACGGCCGACUAUGACCAUUCUGUAGCACGCCCUUUACUGCUGACGUUCUCGGCCGCCAAGGAGUCCUCCCUACAAGCAUACAUUGCUGCGUUCUCGCAGGUUGCCGACGAAUUCUACGCUGCCGACCUUGCAUACACGCUGAACAUGAAACGAUCCAAGUUCGACAAUCGAGCCGCCGCUGUGGUCGGGGUGUCUAGCUCAACGCAAAGCGAUAUCACGCAGUCUCUUAAGUCAGGCCCGGCCGCAACGGGAGAUGCCACCAAGAGCAUUGUGUUCUCCUUCACCGAAUCAUCUCGAGAUCUCCUUCCACUGGCUCGUGAAUUGCAGAAGCAUUUCCCCAUCUUUGCCCACUCAAUGGACGCCCUCAACCUGCAACAGACACUCACGGACCCUGCUACCGCGGCCCAUCCUUCGACAGUCAUACAGAUGGCACUUAUUGACCUUCUCUAUGACUGGAACAUCCGCCCUUCGGUCUUGCUUGAAUCAGAUACCGCUGCUGCAAGAGCUGCCAGCUCCAAGUUGGAGAACGUGCCUUUCGCCUCCAAGGAUGCACCAGAAGUUAAAGGUGCAGCGGUGACCGUAGAUCUCAGCCAAUUCCAGGACCUGGCUGGUCUGAUGUCGCUCGCUGGAGAGGCAUAUAUUGCGGGCGUGCCUCUCGACCUGGAGAAAGUCAAUGCCAGCAKCUCCGUCACCUGGAAGCCUUUGGUUGCGGUCGAUUUGCCCCAUUACAUUUGGGACCAUUCAAAGACCUAUUCGAGCGAGAGUCAUGCCAAUAUCGAGUUCAAUCAGAAUAGUCAUCCUUACCAUGAGUUGCUUGGUCGCAGAGUCUGCGGCCUUCCGCCAGCGACCAAGAUCUGGAGAAACAAGCUUUCCUUCCAAGAUCUCCCGGACUGCCUUCCCCCUCAAUCAAAGGCGAAGCCUGUCACAACUCUAGGAACAGCAGCGCUUGUAUCGAUUGUCGCCGAAGCCUUGCAUCAAGGCUUUGAAAACGCCCCUCCCACCGGUUGGAACAUUCGGGACUUCAAGGUUCUUCAACCUCUGACCUACGAGAACGAUGUUAAUUUGAUCGAAAUCCACACGUCGAUUUGUGAGACAUCAAGCGCUAGCUACCAGAUCACGAUCCAGUCAGUCAGAGAGGGAGUUUGGACCAAACAUYGUGAGGCAUUCAUGUUGCAGACAUGCGAUAGAACAGAUUCCCCUCUGGAUGUUGUUGACGCUCCUACUUCUUCGGAUAUAACCCUUGAAUCUGUCCCAGCAGGCGAGGCUUUUGAUCUUGACUCCACACUGGCUGAAGCUGGUCAGAAGCAAUUUGACCCUUACCGCGUCCACCCCCGACUCAUCUCUGCCGCGCUGGACAUUGCUGCGCAACAUGACUCUGACUCUGGACUGUCCAUCAACCUCAACGCCUUGAGCUUGGAAAGCUUGUCGAUCUACAAAUCUGAAGCUACGUUUGGAGGCAAAUUUUCGAUUACAGCAACCUCCCAAAAUGCUGUGGAGGUUAGCUCUGGCAGCGGCAAUGAUGUAAAGCCGGUGGUGUCUGUCCGAAGCGUUCACAUCUAG
Molecule: messenger RNA, 2931 nt
Organism: Ramularia collo-cygni
Lineage: Eukaryota; Fungi; Ascomycota; Dothideomycetes; Mycosphaerellales; Mycosphaerellaceae
Exons: 2
Coding region: 1-2931 (976 amino acids)
Biological process (GO): secondary metabolite biosynthetic process; fatty acid biosynthetic process
Molecular function (GO): fatty acid synthase activity; 3-oxoacyl-[acyl-carrier-protein] synthase activity
Source: RefSeq, a predicted model, not a curated record